AUCGCUCGUCGCUCCACUGUCUCGUACAGUGUCUACCACGAUUAGGAGACCUUAUUGGUUAUAUUCGAUACUUUGGUGGUACCAAUUUUCCAAAACUACUUGGGCCUUUUCCCCUCAUACUAAUAAACGUUACAAUUAGUGGCAACAUUUUUUAGUGGAGUAAACAAGCGUGAAGACACGAAGGAAAAAUGGUUUUAGCAGAUUUAGGACGUAAAAUAACGUCCGCUCUACGAUCGUUGAGCAAUGCAACUGUCAUCAAUGAAGAGGUUCUGAAUUCUAUGCUCAAAGAGAUUUGUGCUGCUCUUCUAGAAGCUGAUGUCAACAUUCGACUUGUCAAAAAACUGCGGGAAAAUGUUCGUACGGUUAUUGACUUUGAGGAUAUGGCUGGAGGACUCAAUAAACGCCGGAUGAUACAAAGUGCAGUUUUUAAAGAACUUGUCAAGUUAAUUGAUCCUGGAGUGAAAGCCUAUCAGCCCGUAAAAGGUCGCCCUAAUGUGAUAAUGUUUGUGGGACUCCAAGGAUCUGGAAAAACGACAACUUGUACAAAAUUAGCGUACCACUAUUUGAAGAAAAAUUGGAAGGCUUGUUUAGUCUGUGCUGAUACAUUCCGUGCGGGUGCCUAUGACCAGAUCAAACAGAAUGCUACAAAGGCUCGGAUACCUUUUUAUGGUAGUUAUACAGAGGUGGAUCCCGUGGUAAUAGCCCAAGAUGGUGUAGAGAUGUUCAAAAAAGAGGGCUAUGAGAUUAUAAUAGUUGAUACAAGUGGUAGACACAAACAAGAAGAGUCUCUCUUUGAGGAGAUGUUACAAGUGUCAAAUGCUGUUCAGCCAGACAAUAUAAUUUUCGUGAUGGACGCUACGAUAGGACAGGCUUGCGAGGCACAGGCCAAGGCAUUCAAAGAUCGAGUCAAUGUUGGUUCAAUUAUAAUCACAAAAUUGGAUGGGCAUGCGAAAGGAGGUGGUGCAUUAUCAGCUGUUGCUGCUACCCAAAGUCCUUGCAUAUUUAUUGGCACUGGUGAACACAUAGAUGAUCUUGAGCCCUUCAAGACGAAACCCUUUAUUAGUAAAUUAUUAGGAAUGGGUGAUAUCGAGGGAUUAAUCGAUAAAGUUAAUGAACUCAAUCUGGAUGAUAAUGAAGAGCUUCUAGAAAAAAUUAAACAUGGUCAAUUCACUCUUCGUGAUAUGUACGAGCAGUUUCAAAAUAUUAUGAAAAUGGGACCAUUCUCACAGAUUCUUCAGAUGAUACCUGGUUUUAGUCAAGAUUUUAUGUCGAAGGGAACUGAACAGGACUCGAUGGCAAGAUUGAAGAGGCUAAUGACAAUAAUGGAUAGUAUGAAUGAUGCAGAGUUGGACAGCAGAGAUGGAGCGAAACUAUUCAGCAAACAAACUGGAAGAAUUACAAGGCUUGCCAGAGGCUCUGGGGUUACUGAGAAGGAAGUCAAGGACUUGAUAGCACAGUACACCAAGUUUGCAGCUGUCGUUAAGAGGAUGGGAGGAAUCAAGGGACUAUUCAAAGGUGGUGAUAUGACCAAGAAUGUUAACCAGAUCCAAAUGGCUAAAUUGAAUCAGCAAAUGGCUAAGAUGAUGGAUCCUAGAGUCUUACAUCAAAUGGGUGGAAUGUCUGGGCUACAAAAUAUGAUGAAACAGAUCCAACAAGGCGCAGGUGGUCUCGGCAAUCUAAUGGGUGGUUUUGGCGGCAAAUCCUGAGAACUCUGAUUUCAACAAUCUGCGAAAACUGCCAUUCGAUAAUUCUACCGUCUUGAAAAAAAUCUUUCAAUGAAUUCAACAAACGUGAAAUACAAUUCUGGUUCUUGUUCUCUUUAUAAUUUAUUUCGUGGUCAAUGAUAAAACACUCUCGGUUUUUUCUCUUUCCAUUUUUACGAUAAUGUGUUUCGUGUUUGAUUGAGACUCAGUCGAAAUUUUGAGAUCUUCGAACCUCCGAAUGAAUAGUAUAUUUACGAUAUCUCCAUCACAGGACUUCGUAUAGAGUAUAUUUAAAUGUAAAAUUUAAUUUUUUGUAAAUAAAAUGCGAUUAAGAAUA
Molecule: messenger RNA, 2040 nt
Organism: Fopius arisanus
Lineage: Eukaryota; Metazoa; Arthropoda; Insecta; Hymenoptera; Braconidae
Gene: Srp54k
Product: signal recognition particle 54k
Exons: 4
Coding region: 189-1706 (505 amino acids)
Biological process (GO): SRP-dependent cotranslational protein targeting to membrane, translocation; SRP-dependent cotranslational protein targeting to membrane
Cellular component (GO): signal recognition particle, endoplasmic reticulum targeting; cytosol
Molecular function (GO): GTPase activity; ATP hydrolysis activity; endoplasmic reticulum signal sequence receptor activity
Source: RefSeq, a predicted model, not a curated record